AUGAGGGUGCAGCGAUUAGAUGGACAGGAGCUAGACGAGGAGGUGGUGCGAGGACUGAGUCGACCUGUGGUUGAAGCGCUGAGGGUGUUAGGGAUGAACAACGCAGAUGAGAUAACGACGUUGAUACGGAGUGUUUACAUGUGGAAAUAUCUGCGAGCGUUCAAGAGCAUAUACGGAAUGGAUCUGCAUUUGCUCAAAUACACUAAUUUAAACACAAUUUCCAGUCUUCUCUAUGUCAUGACUCGUGUUAUAAUCCCAUACGCACACCGAAAGCUGAAGGACAAGGUGGCAGUGGAGGACUGGAGCAGUCUAUCUAGAUACCACGUCAAGCGCCGUCUAGCGUCACUACUGGAAGUUGCAGAGAGGGUGGCCGAUGCAGCAGGGCUUGCGAAUUGGCUUGUCUUUGUUGCCGGUGGACGCUAUGCGAAUCUGAGCGAGAGAAUGCUGGGAUUGGGAGUGGAGGGGAGCGGGUGCGUCACCAACAUCAACCUCGAAUUCACGCAGCGGCAGCUAGUCUGGAGUGUAAUGACUGUGCGUAUCUAUUCGACAAGGCAGGGUGAGGUGCAAUGCUGA
Messenger RNA from Wallemia ichthyophaga EXF-994, 573 nucleotides. RefSeq lists its product as uncharacterized. The record is from RefSeq and is a predicted model, not a curated record. Lineage: Eukaryota; Fungi; Basidiomycota; Wallemiomycetes; Wallemiales; Wallemiaceae. Gene Ontology annotation, molecular function: zinc ion binding. Gene Ontology annotation, cellular component: peroxisomal membrane. The coding region runs from base 1 to 573 and encodes 190 amino acids. The transcript is spliced from 2 exons. Gene Ontology annotation, biological process: protein import into peroxisome matrix.